AUGCAAUCUUCAACUAUGAACGGCUCUACCGCACAUGCGUGUUACAAUCCUGAAUAUCAAGCAUGUUUCAACGAUACUCUCUGCUCCCGAUCUCAACUAUGUGGUGAACAAUGUCUCCAACAAGGCCAAGCGUGUACUAGUAAUAAAACAAUUUGUAACUUACGUAACAAAGAAUCCUAUUUUGUCAACUUCAUUGCGUACCAGUCAUGCAAUGAUAUCUGCUACGAUCCUAAACUUGAACAAUGCAUUGAUGGUACAAUCCAGUGCAUUAACAAUAACAACUGCUCUGGAACAUGUUAUGAUUCAUCAAUGCGAAAAUGUUUGAAUGGAACAUUAUGUUCUAUGAGUCAAGAUCUGUGCUACGUUAAAUACAGCGAACGAGGUCAACUCAAUACUUUGCCAUCAAAUCAGUGUUACGAUCCUUCGUACCAAACAUGUUUUAACAACACACUCUGUCGCUCAUAUCAACUAUGUAGUGGACAAUGUCUUCAACGAGGUCAACUGUGUAUCAAUAAUCAAACAAUAUGCAGCUCACGUGACACAAUGCUGUCUUAUAACUACUGGUCAACAUUGACUGUAUAUGAUUCUUGCAAUGGUAUCUGUUAUGAUCGGACGCUUGAACAGUGCAUAGAUGGUACUAUUCAGUGCAUUAAUAAUAACAACUGCUCUGGGACGUGCUACAAUUCUUCAACGCAUAAUUGUUUCAAUGGAACUUUGUGUCAGGUGAACGAAGAUUUCUGCAAUGUGAAAUCUGCUGGAUGGGACGUGGGAAAUUAUACACACUUAGUAUGCUAUAAUCCAAACUACCAAUUGUGUCUCAACAACAGUCUCUGUCGUCCAUUUCAAGUAUGUAAUCAACAAUGUCUUGAACGAAAUCAACUGUGUAUCAAUAACAAAACAGUAUGUCAGUUACCAAGCAGAAAGCUCUACUAUAACUACCGAUCUAGUUCGAAUCUAAAUCAGUCAUGCAAUGGUACAUGCUAUGAUUCCAAUGUCUACGAAUGCAUUGAUGAUAUUCUUCAGUGUAUUGGUAAUGACGACUGCUCAGGAGCAUGCUACAAUUCAUCGACACAUACAUGUUGGAAUGGAACUUUGUGUGCUUCGGAUGCAGAAGUGUGCUAUGUGAAAUAUGAUGACCAAGGCCAACCGUAUAAUCCACCGAUAUAUCAGUGUUACAAUUCUAAAUAUCAAGUAUGUCUCAACAAUGCACUCUGCGAUCAAACUCGAGCUUGUGGUCAGCAGUGUCUUCGCGAAAAUCAACUGUGUACCAAGGGUAAAACAAUUUGCAAUUCACGUAACCAACACUGGCGUUAUAAUCAAGGAUCUUGGCUCAACGCAUCUGAGUCAUGCAAUGGCAUCUGUUACGAUUCUAGACUUCAGCAAUGCAUAGAUGCUAGAAUCCAGUGCAUUAACAAUAACAACUGUUCCGGUGUAUGCUACGAUUCAUCGACGCACAGAUGUAUCAAUGGAACCCUAUGUGGCGUGGACGCAGACUUGUGUUAUGUGAAAUAUGGUGCAUGGUAUGAUUUGCCGCAACCAGUAUGCUAUAAUCCAAACUAUCAAUUGUGUCUCAACAACAUCCUCUGCGAACAAUCUCAAGUGUGCGGUGAACACUGUCUUCGUGAAAAUGAAUUGUGCAUGAGAAAUAAGACAGUAUGCAACUAUUCGAAUAAGGAGUGGCGUUAUAACAAUGCUUCACAAUCAACUACAAUUGAGUCAUGCUCUGGUAUCUGCUACGAUCCAUUAACACAUAACUGUUCGAAUGGAACUUUGUGCGGUUUAGAAGAAAAUUCGUGCUUCGUACAGAACAGUAGUUGGAGCACGCAGUUCGAUUCCCAAUUACGCUGUUAUAAUCCUAAAGAGCAAGUAUGUCUUGACAACACACUUUGUUAUCAAUUUGAAGUAUGUGGCCAACGUUGUCUUCGAAAAGGUCAACUGUGUAUCAAUGGGAACACAACUUGUAAUAGCUCGCUUUUCUAUGGUUACCCUAAAGCGAGUCAAAUUGAAGCAUGCAAUGGCAUGUGUUAUAAUACGCCUGUUCAGUUGUGUAUUAAUGGAAAUGUAGUAAACAAGUCUAAUGUAUCUCCAAUGGUACUAGAGACAACGACAGAAGCAUUUGUGCCAUUCGAUUCUGAAGCACUAUGGUGGGAUAUAUUUAAGAUCAACUGCUAUAUAAUGGUUGCUGUCGUCGUUGCAUUUCUCAUCACACGGCAAUUAGCUAUCUGGCCAUGGACUAAACCUGAAAAAUCGAUCUAUUUGGACCCUGAUCAAGUACCUCUGAUCAAGAGCGAUCAAAUUUAA
This is a messenger RNA of Adineta ricciae, 2301 nucleotides long. The record is from the annotation of a GenBank genome assembly. NCBI's taxonomy places the organism in Eukaryota, Metazoa, Rotifera, Eurotatoria, Adinetida, Adinetidae.